CUUCUCCACAGAAGGCUUGCCAGCGAAUACAAACUACUGUCAUUGACGGCACCAGUGUAUAUUGUACAGUAGUAGCAAUGAUUGGGAAAUGGCAAUCGGGCUGUUUCCACACUCUUGAGCGUACCUGUUAAUAAAGCAAGGCAAGGGUGUGGUGGUAUUUAUUGGUCUAAGCAUGGGACUGGGAAUCAGGAAUACCCUCUAAUUCCAUGUUUGAUGCAGGCUGGCUUUGUAGCCUUAGCUGACUUACUUGGCCCUUAUUGGCAAAAUACCCAUUUUCUUCCCUGUCAUUGAUAUAUCCAGGCAGUAAAUGACCUGUCAUACUAUUAAAUUAAUCAGUAAAACUGAUGCACAUCUUUCCUUCUGUUGAAAGGCAGUAUGAAAUACUCUCUCUAAAGCAUUACUGUGUAGGAAUUGCUGCAUGUGGUAUUGUAUUCAGACGAAUGUUUUUCUGCUUAUGCUUAAACAUGCCAAAUAUGUAUGAAUGCUGAAUACCUUAGGCAGUCUUCUUGUGAUUCUUGCUAUCAACGUGAGUCACUGAAGGAUCAGGAUAAAGCCUAAGAAGAUUUUUUAAAAGUUUUCGGUGGGAUCAGUUCCCCACUGUGACUGAAUUAGAGCCUAAAUGAGUGCCAGUGCCAGCGCAAGGAGGGGAGUGGAAGCGCACAGCUGGAGCUGUGCUGUCCUUUCCCUGGCAAUCCACACUUAGCUCAGCUAAAUCUGAUGCUGAAACCACUACCUGAGAAAACUGUUAUGAAUAUGGGGGCAUUUUACAUUGCUGACUCUUGCCUGUGAGGAAUCUAUCCAACCACUUCUCAUCUUAUUUUGAAAAAAUCUUGUAAAAAUUGUAGCAAGUGAAAUCCGUAGGGGCAGGCAGUAAUGAAUCUAAAUACUUUCGAAACACCAUAGAGAGUCAUUUUGAUGGGACAGAAAUUGCUGCUUGGUUCUGGUAUAAUGCAUCCUUUCAAAAAAAUCAAUUAGAAUAUGUAUAGCAAUGUCAUCAUUUAAAAUUCUGUACAUUUAAUACAGUUGGUGUUCUUCUGGGGGUUCUCCUAAACCACCACCACCACCAAUCCCUCUUUUUUUUUUUUUUUUUUUCCUCCUUCUACCCCCACAACACUUGUCGCACAGCAGGACCUGUGGGACUUCAAGGACAUAGGUUGCCCUUGUUAUCUGACACAAGAGCCGCUGUAGAAGGAUUGUCACUGUCGGUGCUUGGACCCCAGGGAGCCCUUUGAGAGGAAGGGUGCUGGUGCGUGACCGAUGUGGGAGCACCAGCACCACUAGGAAGCUGAGAGCGAGAAUUGCUGAAGCUAAUGGUUGAAAAAAGAAGCAUGCCUGGAGGAGUCCUUGGCAGCAUAAAAAUGAAGGAAAAUUGAUGCUUUAUAGAUACUAGAAUUGUUUGUAUUUGAAGCUCUCUGGGUGAAAAGAAGUGUCAGCCUCCUGAAGCCCAAAAUGUAAGUUACUGUAUGCACAGAGAUGAUUACAUUUUGUUAUUUUAAACCACCUUUAGUGCAUGAUACUUUAUUAGCUGAAAUAGAAGUCCCUUUAAAAGAAAUAGCCUCUAAAAUGCAUAUGAAGAUAUUUACUUCAGAGAUUAAAAAAAAAUAUAUGUCAAACCUUAUAUGAGUGCUUAAAUCCUUCAAUAUGGAAUUUGAAAUGCAUAUGCAUUAUACUGCCUUCCACCAGGACGGCCCCAGACCAGCAAUGAUAGGUAACUAGCUUGGUUGCUUUCAUUGAUGAGAAUGAGUAAGGAGCAGAUCCAUUCAUUUAGGUUUUGUAAUGCUAUCUGUUAAAGCUAAAUUCUUGCUAAACUAGCAGAGCUAAUGGUUUGCUUGUCUGUUCUUUAACUAUGAGUUUACUUUUGGUUUUAACCUCAUAGUGGGUGUGUAGUUCCUAGCACACAGACACAGAAGGACCUGACAUACCAAGUAUCAUUACAUACUCAGGAAUUAUUAAAAGUCUUAACAUUUACACCUGUGUGUGGAGUUGCUAAAGUGGUACCAAGUGAAUCAGGCUUAGGCUAACCAGUACCCUGCUGCAGAGUGUAGUGGCCCUGAGAGUGAACCCCAAUUCUAAAAUCUGCAUUCAAACUUAUAUAUUUAACUUUGUGCUUUUAUUAAAGUGAUUACUUCCUUUGUACAAGUAUACUUGGAAACAUAAUAUGUGUUCCUUAUUACCUGGAUCAGAUUUUGGAAGACAAAAUUAACUAUAUUUGAAAACACACACAGUAUGUAAACUGAAUAAGACAAUUUUAGUGCCCUGCCUGAGAUUCCCUGCAUUCCCCUAAUGCUUUCCUCUCCAGCCUCCAUACUUAGAAACAAAUAGAGAGCAAAACCUGGGUGAGUGGUUAAUUCCUUCAAGAUGACAUGGACUUGGAAUCCAACUAAAUAAUAUUCUUGCUUUUAUAUUUGAUUUUGGUUUGGAUUAUUUAAGGAUAUUUAUCCUUCUCUCUUGGAAUAAUUUUGCUUUUGGAAUAAUUUCAGACAACAAACAGUCUACUUUUAACUUACUAUGACCCACUCUGGCUCCCAGAAUAAUUUCUCUUACCAAUUUAUUUCUCAAUCAUUGGCUAUGCUUUGCUGUUUUUUAACUCCUUUUGUGCCCCUCACAUUAGGAAUUGCUGCUGAGAUGUUUUUCUUGAAGACCUUUUAUUUCUGAUUUACUGUGUUUCUCUGAGUAAAGAAAUUGCUCUCAUUGCUGUAAAGUAGUGGGAAGCUGCUAAUGCUUUUUGAGAGCAGAACCACACGCAGGAGGCUCAUAUAAUUUACUUUGUAAUUGAAUGGUACGUUUCUCAGCAUCCAGAUUUUUAGCUGUUGGGAUUUCUUUUUUAAGAUGAUAUAUCCUUCACAGGUUGCGAUGUACUCCCAUUAAAGACAACUGGGGUGUAUUUCCCUAGCUCAUAAUAAUAAAUUGCUUGAGCAGACUCGCCAGCAAAUCGCCCUUCCAGCUCUGCGUAAUCCUCCGGGAACCUUGUGCAAACUUCUCCCAGGCUGUAACAGAAACUUGGCACCUUGCGUCUGGCUGUCCUCAAGUUGGGCUGGUGCCUCUCGGAGCUGCACCCCCCGACGUUGCUGUGAGCUUGUUUUUGUCUUUGGACUGAUUGGAUCUUUCUUCUUGGGGCCAGGUUCUGCCAGCUUUAUUCAGGCUGAGUAGUCCCACUGCGCUCAGUGAAACUAUUCAUGGAGUGAGGUGAGUUUGAGGAACUGUUCAAUGGGAGCUGGGCUGGCACCGUCUGGUCCUUGGAAGCAGGGAGAGGAAAGUCUUUUCCUCCUUUUGUGAAAAGCAGAAAGCAUGUGUAACUGGGAGGGACGGCGAACAGGAAUGUGUCAAGCAGAAGUAGACAUGGGAAGGAAGUGAAUCUUUAAUUCAAUAUCAUGGAACAGCAGCUAGCUGGAGCUAAAAAAUACUUCAGGGAUUUAACGUGAGAUCUAGAUUUUAUUUUAGAGUUCAUAUUGCGAUUUCAUUGCAAUGACAAAAAUGAAUCAACUGAAUAAUUGAACCGAAGUUGAUGGUUAUUCAGUUUUUCUUGGUGGUUUGAUGGAUGAACUGAUAGCGAAGUUUAAAAAUCUCUCUCCUUUUAGCAAAAAAAUAAAAGGUCACUGUUCAGCUCCAGAGUGCAUGCUUCAGAAGGACUGGAUAUACAGUGCCUUAACUAUUGCUGCUGGAGAUGAAGGUGAAAGUGGACAUUGGCACUGGAGUGAGCAUCAAUACACUGUACACAAUGUGAGAAUAUAAAGGAAUACACAAGCGCUUCCCCGUAUCUUCCUCCUCCUGUUUUUUGAAAUUUGGGGAACAGUGUAUUCCAUUGAAAUAAUGAGUAUUGCUGCACAGAUUACAAAAGUUGAAGUCUGAAAACAGGGACACAGACAAGGAGACUGAGAAAUGAAUGGACAAAGCCAUGUGCCGGCGCCCGCGAUGACCCUGGUGCUGCCCAUGCAGCGGCUGGGCCGCCCCAUCGCCGCCGACGGAGCCGCCGACCUCGCCGCCUACCGCGCCCUCUGGGAGCCGCCCUGCUGCGGCCGCCCCGGCCCCGGCCCCGGCCCCGGCCCCGGCCCCGCCGCCGCCGCCGCCGCCGCCGCCGCCCCCCCGCCGGCCCCCGGGCCCCCCGCCGCAGGAUCACAUUACAGGGGAAUUUCAAAUCCUGUAACAACAUCCAAGAUCACAUACUUUAAAAGGAAAUAUGUGGAAGAGGAGGAUUUUCAUCCACCGCUCAGCAGCUGUACACAUAAAACAAUCUCUGUGUUUGAGGAGCGGGCCCAUAUUCUUUACAUGUCUUUGGAAAAGCUGAAAUUCAUUGAUGAUCCUGAAGUCUACCUGCGGAGAUCUGUCCUCAUCAACAAUCUAAUGAAAAGAAUCCAUGGAGAAAUCAUCAUGCAGAACAACUGGUGCUUCUCCGCCUGCUCCUUCAGUGGCACCUCACCACAAGAGUGGUUUGUGCCUCAGGACUGUCCAUAUAGAAAACGCCUUCGGAUGGCAAAGGAGGAGUACGAGAAGCUCCACACGUGCUGCUUCUAUCAAGAGUGUGGCAGUCACUAUUUAAAUCUACCCUACUCUGUUACUGCUAGUACAGAAAAUACUUCCUCCUCCUCCUCCUCCUCCCCCAUUUCUUUGCCAAGCUGUUCCCAGCAGGGGGAUUAUGACAUUGGCAGUGCCCCGUCUUACAGGAGUGAUGACCAGAUACCUGCUAAUGAAAUAUUCAUCACUAAUGCCAGGUCUCACAGUAAUCAGGAAAAGGCAAAAUUUAAUGACGAGAAAGGAGGUAAUGAACCUGAGCGAGAGAGCGUCGCCCUAAACUGUGAACCUGUAAGAGGCACCCAUCCUCUUGAAUGUAAAGGCAAGUUUUAUGACUAUUUUGAGACUGGAUGUAAUGACAAGAGCAACGUAAGUGAAUCUUGGAAAAAAUCCUUAAGGAAGAAGGAAUCUUUACCAAGUAAUAAAAUGUGCUGCAGCAAAGGAAGUAAAAUAUGAGGCAUCUUUCUUGCUCCGUUGAAGCAUGCGCAGCAUGUUUGUUUGUCUAUCAAAUUUUUAUUUUGAAUGGAUUUUUUAUAGUUUUCUACAAAUGAUACAAUCAUGCCACAAACAUUACGUGUAGUUUUAAAUGACUGGAGUGCAGAUUGCGUAAAGCGUCUCUAUGAUCUGCAUCAGUGGGCUAUUUAUAAAUAUGGAGACUUCAUAAAGAACGCAGUUGCGUUACUGCUUAGCACUAUAGUCUCUACAGCUAUGGUGUGGCUUUCGUUACUGAAAAUACCAAUCAGCCAGAUGGGGAAAACAUAUCGGUUUAUAUAUCCCCACCCCCAAGAAGUCUGCCAUUAAUUAAGAAGAACCUCCAUUAUGUUUACCAAGGAAUUAGAAGUCUGGUAAACAAAUUUUUGCUACCAGCAAGGGUGAUGUGCUCCUUGUAACUCAGUAUUUGUUCUGACAAAGGACUGUCUUCAUGGACUGGGAAUAAACCAUCCUUACAUUUCGUACUGAUACUCUUGAAUUCCUGGAUUCAGCGUCUUGUUCAACUGACAAAAUAGGACAUAGCAUAAAGAAAUAACCUGUUUAUGGGAUCUUAAUCAGAAACACAACAUGCAGCUCAAGUACUUGCAUGUUUUCACCUCGGCUGUAAUAACUAAUGAGGCUUGUUGUUAUACAGGGCAGGUUUUUUUUUGGUGCCUUACUUUUUGUCUUAAUUUUUGCCAGCGUGAAAAUUAAGUAUAAAUCAGUGAUACAGCAGGGAUUUAACCUAAACAGAGAAAAAAAAAACCACCCACAGGGUGGAUCAAAUUAUUAGAAACCUUUAACCUUUGAAGUACUGAGUUCAACUUCCUAUUCAAACAUCUCUGUUCUUCCUUUUUGAUGCUCAAUUGCUUUUUGAUUUGCCAUCCUUAGGAAGGGAUUUAAGAAACAAUAGAGAGAUGUCUCUUGUAAACAAGCAUUCGAUGCUUGAGUGUUUCUAUGGCAACUGUCUGUUGCUGGGGCUCUUUUUUUUCCUUCUUCGUAUAAUGAAGUUCAUGAACCAGUGGCAUGUUUUAUACUUUAUUCUGUUUCGCAUAAUUUUUCUCUUUUAGAUUGCAAAAGCAUGCGGGAGUUUUCUAUGACUUUUGCUGUUGAUUUAAAAAAGACAAGAAAAGAAAGCAAAAAGCACAAUGUUAAUCAAUAAUGUGGCGAUAAACAUGAUUUUAUCUGAAUGAAUGUAAGGAGUUUAAUUUUAAAAAAGAACAUUUUGGAGAAAUGAGCUGAGAUUUCAGUGGCUAAGGACAACAUUUAGUCAUCCCUAGGUAGACUGUUUGCAAAAGUGUUCUGUUUAAAAUGCCGAGAAGACAUUAGUCAGGGUUGGCCUAAGAGUAUUGUGAGUCUUAGAUCCACCAAAUUAAUUAGUUCCCACAGUCCCCAUAACAACUGGCAGGGUGUGCUCGGCAAAAUAGCCACCUCCAAGCCAUGGCUGACUCAUAAUAGCUGCCUGUUCCCACAGCAUCAAGCGCUCAAGCGCCAUCUUCUCCGCUUGGUUCUUGUCCAAAGGGUGAAAUUCACCCCUGUGCUGAGGGAGCGGCCAGCUCGGCGCAGGGCACGAGGGUCCCCGGCAGCACACCGCCCCGGGCUGCCCCCGGUUUGGUGCUGGAGUCAGCCGGGUCUCUGGGUCAAAGAACUCCUGCUCUGCGUUUCAUGGGUUCAGCCUGAGUCCUCCUGGGCCACGGUUAUUUUGGGUAGUGUGCACACCCCACAGUCAUGUUUGCGAUCUGGACCGUUUUUGUGACUAAGCCGAGUGGUCACGGGAAAAAGCUCCCCCCCAGCCAAAAGAGAAUAGGAUGUAAAUCAAUGAUAACCUUUACGCAGUCAGGUGAGUUGGAACUGAUAAGUUUGGAAGGGUUAUCAUUGUGAAGAACAACAAAUAAAGAAAGUAUAAGUCCCACCUGAUUUCUCCAAGACAGAAGCUUUUUUUAUUAAUAAUAAUAAUAUUAAAUAUAGAUCUCAUUCAUACAGUGUAUGAGUAGGAUCAUCAUUUAGACAUUUGUCCACAAGGACCAAUUUUUUUAAAAAACUGAUUUUUCUUGUGUUAUACCCAGAUAGUCUAGUAAUGUCUGCUCUUUUCCAAUAUUUGAUAAACACUUGAUGUUUUAAGCUUAAAUAUUAGAUGCUUGUAUACUAAUGUGUUGUUGUAGUAAAGUGAAAUUUCCUUGA
Aquila chrysaetos chrysaetos is the source of this 7161-nucleotide messenger RNA. It is a transcript of the gene SERTAD4, whose product is annotated as SERTA domain containing 4. Lineage: Eukaryota; Metazoa; Chordata; Aves; Accipitriformes; Accipitridae. The record is from RefSeq and is a predicted model, not a curated record. The transcript has 6 exons. Gene Ontology annotation, cellular component: nucleus. Bases 3880 to 4965 code for a protein of 361 amino acids.